AUGCUGAAGAUGUUGCGGGUCAGCAGCGAGCUGGAAGAGGAGGAGCCAACGAAAGAAAUUCCAGUUGCAGAGAAGGCGAAGCGGAGAUGUUGCUGGCACUGGCUUCGUGAGCUCUACGCAGCCUUUGGCAACUUCAUCCCCUUUGCAGUGCUAACCUAUGGAGUCAACCAGAGCGUUGCAUGGGCCAUAGGGGGCUUCGCCAUUCGCUUCUACAUGAAAGAUGUGUUGGGACUGGAUGGUGCUACCAUGGGACGUCUAACCACAGCUGCCGGGCUUCCUUGGAACAUGAAGCCUUUCAUGGGCAUGCUGUCCGAUGGUAUCGCUUUCUGCGGCUACCACCGCCGAUCCUACAUCGUCGUUGCCGCAGCUGGAGGCUUCGCCUCGUACAUUUUGCUGGGGACCUUGGCAUUGCCAGCUGCUGCCCUGGUGGUUGUGAUGGUUGUGAUUAACCUCUCGGUCUCCACCACGGACGUGAUCGUGGAUGGCAAGGCCGCCGAACUCUCGCGCGAAGUCCCGAAGCAUGCGUCCGAUUUGCAGUCGCUGUUUUGGGGCGUCUCGGCUAUCUUCGGUUUGGCGUCUUCAAGUUUGAAGGGGGCGCUCGUCGAAUGGUUUUCGCCGCAGAAAGUGCUGCUUAGCAUGACGGCAUGCUCGGUCAGCCUGCUUCUGCCAGCCCUUUGGGGGUGGAUGCCUGAAGAAAGACUUCCGGAGGCUCGUUGCUGCCGCGCCAAGCUGGACCAGUUUCGGAAGCACCCCUCCGUGUCCGCGGUUGCUGUGCUCAUGACUGUCGUUUCCACCUGUUUGUCGUCGGUCCAGGUGCUGGUUUCCAAUACGCAAGCACGAGCCAUCAUCACCCUGCUUUGUGCGGCUGCUGUUGCCGCGCAGUCAUACCGAGCAUUGAACCAGCACCUGUCCCGAAGAAAGAAGUGUAGGGGUUCAGGUUCAGAUCAGGAGUAA
Molecule: messenger RNA, 954 nt
Organism: Symbiodinium sp. CCMP2592
Lineage: Eukaryota; Dinophyceae; Suessiales; Symbiodiniaceae
Source: the annotation of a GenBank genome assembly